Pelodiscus sinensis (Chinese soft-shelled turtle) is the source of this 7141-nucleotide messenger RNA. RefSeq names its product alkylglycerone phosphate synthase (gene AGPS). Lineage: Eukaryota; Metazoa; Chordata; Testudines; Trionychidae. Gene Ontology annotation, cellular component: peroxisome. Gene Ontology annotation, biological process: lipid biosynthetic process. The record is from RefSeq and is a predicted model, not a curated record. Gene Ontology annotation, molecular function: alkylglycerone-phosphate synthase activity; FAD binding.
GGAGAUUUUCAGUGCAUCAUGUGCAUAGGGAUGUCCCUGUUCUGAGAUUUUGAUGAAACUUGUUGAGAAAUUCUGCAGUGUUUCUCCCAAAGGCUUCUAGGGAUGGCUGCCUUCCUACUUUGUCUACAGUGCAACACUUUUCCACAUCACUUGCUGAGUUCAGUUGGCACCAUUGCAAUAAAUAGGCUAACUACAUAUGUAUUUGGGUAGCUUCAGGAUGCUAGUAGAGGUAAAUAAGGACUAAAAGUUUAAAGCUUCACGCUACAGAAUUUUUUUUCUCUGCUUGCUUCUGGUAUGUUGUAUUCACCAUGAUGGUCUGGAGAGUGGUACUAUGCUGAAGUGUUCCAAAGUGGAUGAAGCUGAAAUACCAGCAAGAAAUUCUGAAGUGGAAUGGAUGGGGAUAUAAUGAUUCCAAAUUUAUAUUUAAUAAGAAGGGACAAGCAGAGUUCACAGGAAAAAGGUACAGGUUGAGUGGCAUGGUGUUACCUAUUUUGAAGGAAUGGAUGGAAAAAACCUUAGGAGCAAGUCUGGAGCACAAAAUUACCUCUAGAACCUCUUUAAAUAUAAGUGAUGUACCCCCAUCUAUUGUAAAUGAAGAAUUUCUUCAGGAUCUUAGAGCCACUAAAAUUUCAUAUUCACGGGAAGCAGAAGAUAGGGUGUUCAGAGCUCAUGGUCACUGCCUACAUGAGAUACUUGUGCUUAGGGAAGGAAUGUUUAAACGAAUUCCUGAUAUAGUUGUAUGGCCAGAUUGCCAUGAUGAUGUAGUUAAAAUUGUGGAAUUAGCCAGCAAACAUAAUCUUUGCAUAAUACCAUUUGGUGGAGGAACAAGUGUUUCUAGUGCUCUUGAAUGUCCUGCUGAUGAGAGAAGAACUAUUGUUUCAUUGGAUACAUCACAAAUGAAUCGAAUUCUCUGGAUAGAUGAAAGAAACUUAACUGCUCAUAUAGAAGCUGGCAUUAUUGGACAAGAUUUGGAAAGACAGCUUGGUGAGAGUGGUUACUGUACAGGUCAUGAGCCAGAUUCUAUGGAAUUCAGCUCCCUUGGAGGUUGGGUGGCCACACGAGCAUCAGGAAUGAAAAAGAACAUAUAUGGAAACAUUGAAGAUCUGGUGGUUCACAUUAAAAUGGUAACCCCAAGAGGAGUAAUAGAAAAAGGCUGUCAAGUACCUCGCAUGUCAACAGGACCUGAUAUCCAUCAUUUCAUUAUGGGAUCUGAAGGAACUCUUGGAGUGGUUACAGAAGUCACAAUAAAAAUUCGACCAACACCUGAAUAUCAGAAGUAUGGCUCUGUAGUAUUUCCUAACUUCGAACGAGGAGUGGCCUGUUUAAGAGAAAUAGCAAAGCAGAGGUGUGCUCCUGCAUCGAUUCGCCUUGUUGACAAUGCACAAUUUCAGUUUGGACAUGCUCUUAAACCACAGGUUGCUUCAAUUUUCACAUCAUUUUUGGAUGGGCUGAAAAAGUUCUAUAUCACAAAGUUUAAAGGAUUUGAUCCCAACGAACUGUGUGUAGCUACCUUACUCUUCGAGGGUGACAGAGAGAAGGUUCUUCAGCAUGAAAAGCAAGUUUAUGAUAUCGCUGCCAAAUUUGGUGGACUGGCAGCUGGAGAAGAUAAUGGACAGAGAGGUUACAUGCUGACAUUUGUCAUCGCUUAUCUUCGGGACCUGGGCCUGGAUUACUAUGUCAUAGGAGAAUCAUUUGAGACUUCUGUUCCUUGGGAUAGGGUUAUAGACCUCUGCAGGAAUGUAAAGGAAAGAAUAGUGAGAGAAUGCAAAGAAAAAGGUGUCCAGUUUGCUCCAUUUUCUACCUGCAGGGUGACACAGACUUACGACGCAGGUGCAUGUGUCUAUUUCUAUUUUGCCUUUAACUACAGGGGAAUUAGUGAUCCUAUUCACGUCUAUGAACAAAUUGAGACAGCUGCUAGAGAGGAAAUUCUUGCUAACGGAGGAAGUCUGUCACAUCACCAUGGAGUGGGCAAGUUGAGGAAGCAGUGGAUGAAGGAGAGUAUUUCUGAUGUUGGCUUGGGGAUGCUGAAGUCUGUCAAAGCAUAUGUGGACCCCAAUAACAUCUUUGGAAACAGGAACCUUUUAUAAAAUCCUUACUGUCUGAAAAUUUGAAAAUUACUAUUUUUAGCCUCAUCGUACUCUUAUCCCAGUAAUCAAAUAUAACAUGGGCUGAACUUUAAAAGCUAGUAUCUUUCUUACAUUGAUUUUUCCCCAAUAAAAUGUAAACAUUCAUCACUAACAUUCACAGAUUUACUCACUGUACUCCUAAACCUCUCUUACCACACAACCUGGCAGAGGCAUAUCAAAGUAUAUAUCAGCUUGCAAAUUCAGAGUUGGCAUUCCAAGUUUGGUUAGGCAAUACAGCUAAUGAUUAUAGUUUCUGUACUGGAUGAAGCCAGAUGUUCUUUGUUAAAACAUCCUCUGCAAGAAGAACAAAGACUGAUAUUGGUGUUGUCUACAUAAGCAGCUGUUAAUACAGCCUCUUGCUAGGGGAAAGUUCCUGGGAAGCAUAAGAGGUGGAUUACACUGAGGGAAUACUUCUGCGUGAAGAGUUAAGCAAAUAACAGCCUAAAAAUGAAUAACUGAUUUAAAGAGUAAAUGCAGCCUUUCUGUUUAAAAGAUCAAAUGUGGUUCUGUAGGAUGUUUGGUAUGUUGGGCUCCCUUUCUGCAUUACUGAAAACUUAAAAUCUUUGAGAAUACUUAAAGUGGGGCCUAAGUUGUAUUUGUAUUGCUGGGAUAAACUUCUUUAAUAUGCUAGUCAGUCAUAAGUUUUGUACAGAACAGCCGAUGUUUCUCAUUGUAUAUUAAGAAGUUUGUUACAUAAAAUUAUUGCCUUCAUGAACACUGCACUCCUAAUGUGUCUAGUUUCACUUUAUUUUUGUGGCGAUGCAAAAUAAUCUCCCACCCCUCAGUAGAAAAUGCUUUGGUUGUUUUAAAAUAAAACUUUGUCCAGAACCAUCUUGAAAAAGGUUGAAACAGUUUUAUUAAUCUAAAAUGGAGAAUAUAUUGUCUAAAAAUUAAGAUUCCAUUUUUAAUUUCUUAUUGUCCUUUCUGAAUUAUUGGUUUACAUAACUUUGAGCUGCAAAUGUUGUCCUCUGUACAAUUAAAAAUAUGGAUUUUUUUUCUUAAACCGUUUAUACAACAUCAGUCCUGAAACAAUUUUACAUAAAAACCAGGUUCUUAAACAAGUUAAAUUAAAAUUUAAAACUGUCUAUAUUCAUUCAUAUUUUGAGAUGGAUUUUUUCUUAAAGCAAAUUAUCCAACUUUUGAUACUUAAAAUAUUUAAUCAUACAGAAUAGUUUACAUUUUUAGUUGCUAUCUUUAUGAAGACAAACUAACUGCUAAAUGUGUGUAUAUGCAGGACACCUUUUUAUAUCAGAAGUCAGUGUCACAUGAAAAACCUAAAUUUAAAAUUGAAGAAUUUGUUUUUAAACUAUUUUAAAAAAUUGUCAAUUUUAGUAAUUAAGCAUUAAAUAUUAUAAUUUUUAUAAACUAAACAUUAACAGAUUAUAACACCGUAGUCUGAUAGUAUUUAAUAUUCAUUUUAUUUUAAAUGUACCAUACUUGAUCAACCUAUUGCUUGAAAAAUACUACAUAUCUAAUAAACUUUGAAGGUAUUUUUUACCUGAUAUAGAAAAACUGAUUAAAAAUCACCUAAAAGACCAUGACUAUCCAAACAGCACUUUGAAAUAAAAGAAUUAAAAAAGAAAGCUAAUUCAACCAAUUCAUUAUGAUCUCCAAAUCAAAAUAGGAAGAUACUCUUGUAUUUUUAAUGCAGCUAGAAUUUUUUUUAACUUCAUUUAAUUUUAGUUUUAAAAGUGAAUCUAGCCUUUCUGUGUGUUACUUUUAAAGUUUUGCCCCCAUUGAGUUCAUGUUUCAGCAACACCCACAAAUUUAUAGUCAUAGUAUCUGAAAGCUCUAACUUCAGUAGUAUAUGGUUAAGUGUUCCUUAUUCAAGAUGUACAGCAUGUACUUUUCAACAAGAUAAUCUGUAAUCUUUUUUUUUUUAUGCUGAGGAUUUCUCACCUUUGCAUACUCUGCAAAUGGUGGUUAUGUCUGCAGCUGGAAUCCUGCUGCCUACUAGUAUCACUCUGUAAUACAGAGGUCUUAAGCGCUAUUGUUUUGCUAGAAGUCAGUAAAUAUGUGCCUCAAUAUACAUAGCAUGUCUAAGUAUGAAAAAUCAGAUUUAUGAAUGAACAUUAGUGGAUACAUGAAAAACACGUUCUCUUUGGAAUAUGACAACACAAGCAGCAUUAAAGCAAAAAAGGACUUUGUUUCCUUAUGGUGAUUUUACUCCUUAUGAACAAGUUGUGCUGUCUCCAAAAUCUGUUGGCUCAUUUGAUAUAAAGUACUAUCUGGCACUACAAAUGCUACUGUUUCCCCUUACGAUAUUACCUUCCUACCCAUGCUUCCUCAUCCAUUAUUAACAUUAAUGGAAGUUGAACUCUUCUCGUGUAGUUGUCUAUACACCCAUAAAUCUCUGAUUAUAACCAGAUAAUUUGUGAAGUUGAUAUCGCAAAACAUCAGUUAGUCUUGUCUUGUGUAAUUCUUGGACCUCCUACGUGCAGUAAUAGGAAUGGACAAGCCUCAAAAAAGUCAAAUAGCAAAUUAUAUGAACAGAUUUUAAUUAGUACUCAUCUUACAGCCACUUUGCUUAGUAAUUUUCUUUUUUAAAGCGCCUUAUGAUUGUUCAAAGCUUAAUUAAAACCCUGUGUCUGUAAAAUAUACAUGACUCUGGUAGUUCAAAAAGUGAGAAAUUCAGCAUUUACAUAUUUCCUGAAAAUUAAUAUACCAGCUAGUGUAACUACAUACUUGUAAUACCUCUGCUAGAGGCAAAAGUACAUAAAGGAAUCAUGACCAGUUGUAAAAAAGGCUUUGUUCUUAAUGCUAAAUUAAGUCUUCCAACAUUUUUCUUUCUCUCUCUCUCUCUCUCUCACAGGCUUCAUUUACUAUAGCUGCAGUCUGUUCAAAGAUGAAGUUUUGUCUAUGCAUGUUACUUUUCAUUUAGUGAGAUACCUUGGCCAUGUUUCCAGUACAAAACAAGCAGUUUUUACUAACUUUUGUCACCACUGAUAUAUAAAAGAAACUGCUAUUUUUCUCUGUCUUUCAGUAAAAUUCAAAGCUAUAGAAUGAGGAUAUUGACUGUUACAUCUCUUCUCACCUAGGAUAUACCAUUCAGUCACUCUUACAAAUGUUUGAGUGCACUGCAAUUAUAGGGAACUUCUUCAAAGAAGUAACAUGUACAAGUUUUCCACUUGGAGGACCAGAAGGAACAACAGGUCUCUUCAUGGCUUUCAGUACUGUGCAUGUUGCUUAUUUUGAUAGGAUACAUAUAAAAAUGUCCCUUUUCCUUUACAGCUGUGAACAGAGACUAAGAUAAACAGUUCUUCCAUAAUAAUGCUAAUUAACUGAAACCAACCUAACAAAAUCCAAAAACAAACUGUUUUGCAGUCUUUGAAAUUAAUGUCUAUCAAGGUUGUAAUUUAACUUUCUGCUAAUUAAGCCAAACAGUGUUUGUCAUUUAGUGUGAAAUUAACUGUAAAACUGCAGUUGUAAUGUUAAGAGAUUAUAGAACUUAUAUUAUUAAUAAAAAGAAAAUGGGCCUAAACAAUCCUGUUUUUUUCUUUCUCAGAAGGCUGUUCAAAUUGUGCUCUUUUUUAGAGACAUAUUUGCUAAGACACUUUAGAUAUUUAACAAGAAAACUCAAUAUGGUGUAAAUUUCUAAUAAUGAAUCAGAAAAAUAAAAUAUAACAAGGAAGGCUUUGAACUUGUACCUUGCAUUUCAAAUAAGGUAGGCGUCUGGGAACCAGAAGAACACAUCUGUAAUUGCUGUUUUGUGAAGACAGGCAAGCAACAGCCAGCUCCUGUGAACAGUGUAAGCUCUUCCAGAAAUUGUCAGUUUUCAUCACCUCUACUAGAUAAAGAACCAUUUUCAUUGACUGUAGCAUUAGUCCAUUGAAAGUUAUUGUUGGAAAAUAAGGGAAAAAAUUCCUUUUUCUCUAGUUUUACUAGCUGCCCCUUGUCACUCCAAAAUACCAGUUGUAUUCCACUUGUUUUAAGAUUCUGAGUAUUGUCCAGUCCCUUGCUACUUUGUUCACUGAAGCAAAUUUGUUUUCAGAAAGACGUUUGCAUCAUUUGUGUGAAGCUUUUGGGUGUGCCCUUUAUUUUAAACGCUCCACAUGUCAUACAAAAAAUUCCUUGAUAGGAAAACUUAGGAAAAUCCAUUUUUAAAUAAUUGAAUACAUCUUUAAAAAUAGUUUGACUUCACAUUUAGUGUGAAAGGUGGAAAAGGCUUACAUGGUUUAAUUUGUAACUUAGUUAAAUUUAUGUAAACAUUGCAAACUUUUAGUUAAUAACAUUAGUUGUAUCCAGCAUUGGUCAUGUGGGGGGGAGAGAAACCAAAUCUGCAAAUUUGGUGCAGAAUGGUAUGUGUAAGUUACAUGGAAAAUUAGUGUUUCCAUGAAGCUGAAGUCCUAAAUACACACUGUAUUUAUUAAGCAGCAGAAGACACAUCACAGCUCUCCUAAGACUUGCUCCAACCCCCACCAAAGCCAAUGCCUUUGAUUUUAAAUGAAAGCAUGCAUUCUGUAAUAAUUGAAUCCAUCUUAGCUGGAUAAACACAAACAGCUUUGAGAGGUAGCCAUGUUACUAUCUGCAAAAGAAGAUGUUCUGCAGCACCUUAAAGACUAACAGAUAUAUUUUGGUAUAGGCUUUCGUGAGUCAAAACCAAUUAAACAGUCUAGCCCAUGAGCACAGUGUCUGAUAAAUGCCUUACACAUUCCUAGCUGAUAGUAUGUCAUUCAUGCUUUACUUCCCAUGUUGGUUCCCAUAAAAUUCUAUAUGGACUUGAAAUUACUUGGUUGUAAGAAAAUUAAUGGUUACAGCCUUUUUUCAUUUAACCCAUCUUUCUAGUAGGAUCCCACUAUUUAAAAGUAAAUCUUUUAAUAUGUAAUAUCUCAGGCCCCCAAGGGUCCAUAUGGGGACCAAUGCUAUUCAACCUAUUUAUAAAUGAUCUGGAGAAAGGGGUAAACAGCGAGGUGGCAAAAUGUGUAGAUGAUAUUUAACUGCUUAAAAUAGUCAAGACCAAAACAGACUAUGAAGAGCUUCAAAAAUCUAAAAAAAAAGUGAUUGGGCAAUAAAAU